AAAGAAGUUGGUUAUAGGUAUAAGGCAGAAGUAGGCCUGGAACUGAGAGAAAUAGAGAUUACAAAGAAAUCUGAACUUGGAUCAAAUAAUCUUAAUUUACCUUUGGCCCAUUAACUACUACUGCAUUCCAUCAGGUUCCUGAUGUUCGUUGUGUAAACUAUUUCUAGCACUGUUUUGAGAGGUUGUUGAGGAAUUUUGUAGAAUAAUUUGGAACGCAGAUUUAUAAGAAGUCCUUCAGGAAGACGAGAGAGGACUAGACGUCCUGCCCACUGCGUCACAGCCAGGGCAGGGAGGGACCGUGGCCCAUGGGGUCAAGGGGCCCUGAUGUGCACAGCUGCUGCAGGGAGGGAGGUCUUGGGAAAAUGGGCGGUCAGCUGGUCUGUCCUUGGUGAGUGCACACACUGCCCGCACACACCGCAGCCUGCACACAGCACGGCCUUCCUGGCAUCUCUGGCCCUACUGUGUCUGCACUGUUGUAUCAAAGUCCCAGCAUCUAGAUGGUUAACAUAGAGCUGCUUCUGUGUAAAUGCUGCUUAUUUUAAACACUAAGAAGUGUUUAAUUUUAUGGGGGAAAAAAAAGUAGUCCUUAGACUGUAUUUCAAGGACUUACUGGAAUGUUACUAACUCAUAUUCUUUUAUAAUGAAAGCAGUAUCUUUCUGUCCUCCCUUUUUUCAUUCCUGGUGGCUAAUUCAGUCACCAGAUACUUGAGGACUAUAGGAUGUUUGCACUUGGGACACAGAUCUUAAUCAUUCAGUCCUGAUGACCAGGGAAUGAUCUGUCUACAGCCUAGUGGGGAAGGUGUAUCUGCACAAUUCUAGUAAUUAAGGAACUGUCACAUCUUUGAAGAGAAUACUGUGGGAGCCAUGAGAGAGCAGCUUAAGUCAAGAGAGCCCACAACACAGGGGAUCUAAGCUGCAUUUUGCUAGCUAUUAAAGCGCACUUGGGAAGGAAACAGUGUAUGCAAAGGCAUGGAAUAGAGGGGAAUGGCUCUUUCUGGGAGUCUAGGGUCGUCCACUGUGGAUGAUACCUAUAGGUAAGCAUAUUAGGUAGCUAGAGGGGCAAGACGUAGAGAAAUGAGUGGGGGGCCAGACUGCAGGCAAUGGGAAUUAUGUAGCAGGUUUUGAGUGAGAGUGAUGUAAUUAAUUUUCCUUCUUAGCAGCAUAGUGGAAUGGAAAAACUGCUAUCUUUGAUGUUGGAGAUGGACAGCCAUGAAGACUGGAGGCCAGGAGACUAGUUGAAAGGCAGAUACAGGAACAAAACCAUGUAGUCUGUUCUAGAGUAGAGACAUGUAUGAGAAAGGUUAAGAAUACGCAAAGAGGGAAGGAGUACUUCUUUCCACUUGAGGAUCUCUUCCAUUUCUGCAACCCCCAGAAGAAAUGAGGCAUGUGUGACCAGACGAAGGCAGUAGCAUUGCAGAUAUACAGGGGAAACAAGACCUAAGACUUUGGCUUAGUCACCCUGAAAAAGGGCAUCUACAACAAAUACAACUAACAUCUUACUUCGUGUUGAAAAACUGAAAGCUUUCCCCCAAGGAUCAGGAACAAGGAUGUCUUCUCUUGCUACUUCUGUUCAACUUUGGACUAGAGAUUCUAGCCAGGGCAAUUAGCAAAACCGUGUGGUUGGGGCAAUGCAGCUCUACUCUGUGGAUAGGAAGGUUUCACAACCCAUAGAAGGCCAUGCCGCUGCUUUUGCAGAGCUCAAGAUGGAGGGGAAUGCCAAGCCUGCCACCCUUUUCUGCUUUGCUGUACGUAAUCCCACAGGAGGCAAGUUGCACAUCAUUGAAGUUGGACAGCCUGCAGCGGGAAACCAACCUUUUGUAAAGAAAGCAGUAGAUGUGUUUUUCCCUCCAGAGGCACAGACUGAUUUUCCAGUGGCUAUGCAGAUUGGAGCUAAACAUGGUGUUAUUUACUUGAUCACAAAGUAUGGCUAUCUUCAUCUGUACGACCUAGAGUCUGGCGUGUGCAUCUACAUGAACCGUAUUAGUGCUGACACAAUAUUUGUCACUGCUCCACACAAACCGACCUCUGGAAUUAUUGGUGUCAACAAAAAGGGACAGGUGCUGUCAGUUUGUGUUGAGGAAGAUAAUAUUGUGAAUUAUGCAACCAACGUGCUUCAGAAUCCAGACCUUGGUCUGCGUUUGGCCAUUCGUAGUAACCUGGCUGGGGCAGAGAAGUUGUUUGCGAGAAAAUUCAGUACCCUCUUUGCACAGGGCAGCUAUGCUGAAGCCGCCAAAGUUGCAGCGUCUGCACCAAAGGGAAUCCUGCGUACCAGAGAGACGGUCCAGAAAUUCCAGAGUAUACCCGCUCAUCCUGGCCAGGCUUCUCCAUUGCUGCAGUACUUUGGAAUCCUGCUCGACCAGGGUCAGCUCAAUAAACUUGAAUCCCUAGAACUUUGCCAUCUGGUUCUUCAGCAGGGGCGUAAGCAACUCCUAGAGAAGUGGCUGAAAGAAGAUAAGCUGGAGUGCUCAGAGGAGCUCGGAGACUUGGUCAAAACCACUGACCCCAUGCUCGCUCUGAGUGUGUACCUUCGGGCAAACGUGCCAAGCAAAGUGAUCCAGUGUUUUGCAGAAACAGGCCAAUUCCAGAAAAUUGUACUCUAUGCCAAAAAGGUUGGGUACACCCCAGACUGGAUCGUUCUGCUGAGGAGUGUAAUGAAGAUCAGUCCGGAACAGGGCCUGCAGUUUUCUCAAAUGCUAGUGCAGGACGAGGAGCCACUGGCUGACAUUAACCAGAUUGUGGACAUUUUCAUGGAAAACAGUUUAAUUCAGCAGUGUACUUCCUUCUUAUUGGAUGCCUUGAAGAAUAAUCGCCCAGCUGAGGGACUCCUCCAGACAUGGCUGUUGGAGAUGAACCUUGUUCAUGCACCCCAGGUUGCAGAUGCCAUCCUUGGAAAUAAGAUGUUUACUCAUUACGACCGGGCCCACAUCGCCCAGCUCUGUGAAAAGGCAGGCCUCCUGCAGCAAGCACUGGAGCACUACACCAACCUCUAUGACAUCAAGAGGGCUGUGGUCCACACUCACCUCCUCAAUCCCGAGUGGCUUGUCAAUUUCUUCGGCUCCUUGUCGGUGGAGGAUUCUGUGGAGUGUCUGCGUGCCAUGCUGUCUGCUAACAUCAGACAGAACCUUCAGCUGUGUGUGCAGGUGGCCUCUAAGUACCAUGAGCAGCUGGGCACGCAGGCCCUGGUGGAACUCUUUGAAUCCUUCAAGAGUUAUGAAGGCCUCUUCUACUUCCUGGGCUCAAUCGUGAACUUCAGCCAAGACCCAGACGUGCAUCUGAAAUACAUUCAGGCUGCCUGUAAGACAGGGCAGAUCAAGGAGGUGGAGAGGAUAUGCCGAGAGAGCAGCUGCUACAACCCAGAGCGUGUGAAGAACUUCCUGAAGGAGGCCAAGCUCACAGACCAGCUUCCCCUCAUCAUCGUGUGCGAUCGUUUUGGCUUUGUCCAUGACCUUGUCCUGUAUUUAUACCACAACAACCUGCAGAGGUACAUUGAGAUCUACGUGCAGAAGGUCAACCCUAGCCGGACCCCAGCUGUGGUUGGAGGGCUGCUUGAUGUGGAUUGUUCUGAGGAAGUGAUUAAACACUUAAUCAUGGCAGUGAGAGGACAGUUCUCUACUGACGAGUUGGUGGCUGAAGUAGAAAAAAGAAAUAGGCUCAAGCUGCUGCUUCCCUGGCUAGAGUCCCGGAUUCAGGAAGGCUGCAAGGAGCCUGCCACUCACAAUGCACUGGCUAAAAUCUACAUUGACAGCAACAACAGCCCCGAGUGCUUCCUGAGAGAGAAUGCCUACUAUGACAGCAGCGUGGUGGGCCGCUACUGUGAGAAGCGAGACCCCCAUCUGGCCUGUGUCGCCUAUGAGCGGGGGCAGUGUGACCUUGAGCUCAUCCAGGUGUGCAAUGAGAAUUCUCUGUUCAAAAGCGAGGCCCGCUACCUGGUACACAGAAAGGAUCCAGAGCUCUGGGCUCACGUCCUUGAGGAGACCAACCCAUCCAGGAGACAGCUAAUUGACCAGGUAGUACAGACAGCAUUGUCAGAAACACGGGAUCCUGAAGAGAUUUCGGUCACUGUCAAAGCCUUUAUGACAGCCGACCUGCCUAAUGAACUGAUUGAACUGCUGGAGAAGAUAGUUCUGGAUAACUCUGUCUUCAGUGAGCACAGGAAUCUGCAGAAUCUGCUGAUCCUGACUGCCAUCAAAGCAGACCGCACACGGGUCAUGGAGUACAUCAGCCGCCUGGACAACUACGACGCACCAGACAUUGCGAGCAUCGCUGUCAGCAGUGAGCUGUAUGAGGAGGCCUUCGCCGUCUUCCACAAGUUUGAUAUGAAUGCUUCAGCAAUCCAGGUCCUGAUCGAGCACAUUGGAAACCUGGACCGGGCGUAUGAGUUUGCGGAGAGGUGCAGUGAGCCUGCGGUGUGGAGUCAGCUGGCCCAAGCCCAGCUCCAGAAAGACUUGGUGAAGGAAGCCAUCGACUCCUAUAUCAGAGGGGACAACCCUUCCUCUUACCUGGAAGUUGUUCAGGCAGCCAGCAGGAGCAACAACUGGGAGGAUCUAGUUAAAUUUCUGCAGAUGGCCAGGAAAAAGGGCCGUGAGUCCUAUAUAGAGACUGAACUUAUAUUUGCCUUGGCUAAAACCAGCCGUCUUUCUGAGCUAGAAGAUUUUAUUAAUGGACCCAACAAUGCCCACAUCCAGCAGGUUGGAGACCGCUGUUACGAGAAGGGAAUGUACGAGGCUGCCAAGCUGCUCUAUAGCAAUGUUUCUAACUUUGCCCGCCUGGCUUCCACCUUGGUUCACCUCGGUGAGUAUCAGGCAGCAGUGGACAACAGCCGCAAGGCCAGCAGCACCCGGACGUGGAAGGAGGUGUGCUUUGCCUGCGUGGAUGGACAGGAGUUCCACCUCGCACAGCUGUGUGGUCUUCACAUCGUCAUUCAUGCAGAUGAGCUGGAGGAGCUGAUGUGCUAUUACCAGGAUCGCGGCUACUUUGAGGAGCUGAUCUCAAUGUUGGAGGCGGCCCUGGGCCUGGAUCGGGCCCACAUGGGCAUGUUCACAGAGCUGGCCAUCCUCUACUCCAAAUUCAAGCCACAGAAGAUGCUGGAGCACCUGGAGCUUUUCUGGUCCCGUGUCAACAUCCCAAAGGUUCUGAGGGCUGCAGAGCAGGCACACCUGUGGGCUGAGCUGGUGUUCCUCUACGACAAGUAUGAGGAAUACGACAAUGCUGUGCUCAGCAUGAUGAGCCACCCCACUGAAGCCUGGAAGGAGGGUCAGUUCAAGGACAUCAUUACCAAGGUUGCCAACGUUGAGCUCUGUUACAGAGCCCUGCAGUUCUAUUUGGAUUACAAACCACUGCUCAUCAAUGACUUGCUGCUGGUGCUGUCACCCCGGCUGGACCACACCCGGACAGUCAGUUUCUUUUCAAAGGCAGGUCAGCUGCCCCUGGUGAAGCCUUACCUGCGGUCAGUCCAGAGCCACAACAACAAGAGUGUGAAUGAGGCACUCAACUACCUGCUGACAGAGGAGGAGGACUAUCAGGGCUUAAGGGCAUCUAUCGAUGCCUAUGACAACUUUGACAACAUCAGCCUGGCUCAGCGGCUGGAGAAGCAUCAGCUGAUGGAGUUCAGGCGCAUUGCAGCCUAUCUGUACAAGGGCAAUAACUGGUGGGCCCAGAGUGUGGAGCUCUGCAAGAAGGAUCAUCUCUACAAGGAUGCCAUGCAGCAUGCUGCAGAGUCGCGAGAUGCUGAGCUAGCCCAGAAGUUGCUGCAGUGGUUCCUGGAGGAAGGCAAGACGGAGUGCUUUGCAGCCUCUCUCUUCACCUGCUAUGACCUGCUUCACCCAGACAUGGUGCUCGAGCUGGCUUGGAGGCACAAUCUCGUGGACUUGGCCAUGCCCUACUUCAUCCAGGUGAUGAGGGAGUACCUGAGCAAGGUGGACAGACUGGAUGCCUUGGAGAGUCUGCACAAGCAAGAGGAGCAUGUGAUGGAGCCGGCCCCUCUCAUGUUUGAUUCUGAUGGGCAUGAAUGAGACCCAGCUGAUUGCACUAAGCCAGCAGCUGAGGUUGAUAGCAGGCCCUGCCAGCUUCCCCUAUGGAUAUGCCUCUGCUCCCAACUUCACCAGCCUCCAAUGUACAACUUCUGCGUGUAGUGAGCGCUGUCUCCACCCACUCUACCUGCAGAGUUACUGACUUCUCCAAGGAGUGUGUCACUCCAGCAGCACAGGGGACCGCAGUGGGAGGCAGGGACACCUGGACAAUAUUUAUUUUUGGUGAAACCCAAUGAUGGCAACCUCUGAGCCAUCCUAGAGCCUGGGGAGGCCAGGGUAGAGGCUGACAGCGCAAGACCAUCUUCAGCCGCCAGCAGGGUCUGGACUCUGGGCCCUCCUGCUGGAGCCAGGGAUUCCUCCUGGGCGCCCCCGACUGGCUGGAGCUGCCCCCUCCAGGCCAGUUUGAAGACUACGUGAACACGUCUUCAAACACGUCUUGUUUGGAGGUACCGGACCUCAUAACAGGACUCUGAGCCUCCUGGCAAUCUUAAAUAUUAAAGUCGGUUUAUCCAGGCAAA
Molecule: messenger RNA, 6547 nt
Organism: Cercocebus atys (sooty mangabey)
Lineage: Eukaryota; Metazoa; Chordata; Mammalia; Primates; Cercopithecidae
Gene: CLTCL1
Product: clathrin, heavy chain-like 1
Exons: 31
Coding region: 1629-6011 (1460 amino acids)
Biological process (GO): receptor-mediated endocytosis; intracellular protein transport
Cellular component (GO): clathrin-coated endocytic vesicle; extracellular exosome; clathrin complex
Molecular function (GO): structural molecule activity; clathrin light chain binding
Source: RefSeq, a predicted model, not a curated record